Messenger RNA from Triticum aestivum (bread wheat), 4798 nucleotides. RefSeq lists its product as uncharacterized. Lineage: Eukaryota; Viridiplantae; Streptophyta; Magnoliopsida; Poales; Poaceae. The record is from RefSeq and is a predicted model, not a curated record. The coding region runs from base 1343 to 4387 and encodes 1014 amino acids. The transcript has 6 exons.
UGUCCUUGCCAUUUGUUUCUCCUUCCACCAAAACAUUCGACCCUGUUCUACUUUCCUUCGUCGUCUAACAGCUAGAAGUGUCAUUUCAGUUUCAACUCUUGUUUGUGCUUUCACUCUUUUGUGGUUUCACAUCCAGUCUAGGAUUGAUCUUUUUUCUAAUCGCCAAUGCAAAAACAAAAAACAGUUGGUGUUUCCCCCUUUCUAUUCUUGUUCUCCCACAUAUAAGAAAUAAUCUUUGUUUCUAGUGAUCAACACAAAAAAACACAAAAAAAAUCUUUGUUCCACUUUUAAUCCAUCUUUCUAGUCAUUGUUACAAGAGAAAACAAAAAAUCUAUUCGUGGUUUCCCUGUUCAUUCUUGUCCUUUCACAUAUACAAAAUAUUGUUUGUUUCUGGUGAUCAAUACAAAAAAAAAAUAUUGAUUGCAUUCUCCACUUUGCCUCUGCUCUUCCACAUCUACAAUACAAUUACCUUUCCUAGCUAGCGAUAAACUAAACAUUGAUAAAAUAUCAUUUGUGUUUCCCUUUACCAUUGUUUUCUCAGAUCUACAACUACCAAAUUUAUAUAUCUCUACUUUUAAAUUAAAAAUUAUAUAAAAACAACAUUCAGUGGCUUUCCAUCAUCGCUAUUGUGUUAUCCUCGUAUCCAGACUUCGUUUUCUUUUCUAUGGACAAAUACUGAACACACAAAACAAAAUAUCAGUGGUUUCAGCCCUUUGUUGUUUGUCCACCUUUGUCAUUGCUUGCUUUUAUAUUUACCAUCUCUAGCAAAAACCCAAAAGAUUGUUGGGUGCUCCCGCUACUGAGAUAUUUAAAGUAAAUCUGGUUGAUCAGACCAUUUUUUCACAUCCAUAUUAGGGUGCCUAAUUCAAUCACCGGGACCAUACAAGGAAGCUAGCCUGCAUCUUUUGAGGAGAAACGUGGUCAAUUAAUAUUUAUUUGUCAGCCUUCAGUUUAAGUAUUGCUAUAUAUAUGUUUCUCGGUGAUCUAAGAAGCUACAUGACAUUAUCUUAUACAAAUUUAUCCCCAAUGCAGGUUUCUUAGCCGCUGAGAGGUAUCAGUUCCAACAAAAACACCAAAAAGGUCGCUGACUUUUCCGAAUAUUGAGAUUUUUCAAGUAAUCUAGUUGAUCAGAUCAAUCGUCUCUUUACAUACAGUGUCCCAUUCUAUCAGCAGGACUGUAAAAGGAAAUUAGUGUGCAACUGCCAAGCCAAGUCAAAGAGAAUUAAUUUUGCAACCUUCAUUUGAAGUGUGACUGGAUAUUGAUUCUUAGUGAUCUAGAAGGCAAGAUCUGAGAGGUGACUUGUGCAAACUAGCAAGUUUGGUACACUACUGAACAUAAGUCAUGGAAUCUUCUUCAUGGAAAAAGUGGCCCGAUCAUGUGCGGGAUAAAUGGCGUGAUGAUCUGAGAGAUAAAGAUUUUUGGUUUAAUGGAUACCGUAAGACACCUUCAUAUAUUGACUUGGUCAAUCGACUCACCUGGGGUUAUCACGUGUGUUGGAAUGUUGGGGUGGGGCCCAUGGCUUCAUUCACACCAGCCAUAUCAGGCAUGGCCAUGGAGAUACGGUACCGACGACAAUUCAAUCACGUGAUAAAGGUGGAUCUGAAGCCCACGCCAAUGGCAGAGGAGGCCCAAGGAAUAGGCUUCAUGAGCAUCAAGUACCAACUCGCCGUCGGUGCAGCAAAGGAGCUUGGCCUUCUCGACCAAGCAUACAACCAGUACAAAGAAAGGCACGACGAGCUACAGUACUACACCUACGGGUGCUAUGAUGGUGGUACCUCUUCAACAUUGGCGAGACACGUGCAGCAACAUAUAGUUUAUAAGAUCAUCAAUAAGUUGGUAACCGAGAAGUACUUGCUAGUGGCUCAGAACCUCCAGUGGCCAAUUGAGGCUCGCAGUUUUUCACGGCAUUGCGGCCUUCCUCUGCUCCCUUGGAUUGACGCCUUCAACUGGCACAUCUCGACCACUUCUCGUGAAGCCUGCAACAAGAGCAAGUUAGACGACGACAGAGUUAUAUCUAUUUACACAGAUGAAGAUGUUCUGUGUCUCACUCUCUACGCACUACAUCAAUCGGCCGAGCAAAUAUUCAUCAAGAUCUGCCAUGAAACCAAGGAGUAUUGGCAUUGCAUAGCCCUUGAUUGCUUCCACUAUGCCACGACAAUCUUUGGCAAGCAUUCGCAAGUGGUAGAUAUCACCUCAGAUGAGCUCAUCCACCAAUGGGCCGCCCAAGGCAUCUUGCCUUGUAUGAGCAUCGAGGGAGAGGAAACCAACACCAUCAGAAGCAAAUGUUCCUAUAUGCAUCGAGUUGGAAGGGUCGUCCUUGAAGCGUUUCAGAAGUACUCUUUGUUGCAGCUACCUUUUUAUCUUGCUACUGAAGCUUAUGAAGCCACCAAUACCGGCGCACAAUUCUUAGCAUAUCAUGGCCUCAUUGCAGAAGGCAGCAAAGUUGAUGAACUCUUUGAUAACAAUAAGAAAUGGAUUUCCUUCUCCGCUGACCAUGGAGUGCAUGUAAGCCGGAAAUGGUUUAGAGCAGAAGAAACAAGGGGCACAACUGCACUUAUUCUAAGAGGCUGCUCAGAUCAAUCGCCCGUUCUUUCCAAGCUGGACAGUUUCUUGCCCAAGCUUUCUUUUCUUCUUGUUCUUGAUCUCUCCUACACUCCAAUAAAAGCACUCCCUUCUUCCAUUGGCUGUCUGCAGAACCUACGGUUGCUCUCACUUAGAGGCUGCCAUGAUCUCAAAACUCUUUCUAGUUCAUCAGCAACAAGUAUUACUUCAUAUUCACCAUUGUCCACCCUAUACCAGCUUGAAAUUCUUGAUAUGAAUGGAGUUCCAUUUUCUCAUCUGACGCAAGAGCUUAUUCUCGCCACCUGCUCCAACCUUGUGGACCUACCUCCUUCAAUGGCUUCUCUAUACAGCUUAACCACCCUUGAGGUCACAGGGACUCAAAUAAAAUACUUCCCGCAGAAGAUAUUUGAAGAACUAAAGAAGCUACAACCGCUCAAGCUCAUUGAAAACAAUGAACUGAUUUCACUCGCAAGUCCAAUCUCUGGUGUCCAAGGAGUCAAAUUGGAAGGGCAUCCUACCCUUACAUCAUUCAUGUUGGUUGGCGCAACUCACAUAAGGUGCUUGUCUCUCCGUGGAUGUAGAAAACUUGAGUCUGUCGAGAUCAAUAAUCUUGGUGCCUUGGAGGAGCUUGAUUUGUCAGGUACAGCUACCAAGGAGCUCCCUGCAGAUAUCCCUAACCUUCCCAAGCUUAGGCGGUUGCUCUUGCUGGAUGUUCCGUCUCUGAGGCGAUUUCCUUGGCAUAGGUUGGAGCGACUUCCUGAUGUCUUUCAUUUGGACCAUUGUUCAGAAGGAAAUGGUAAUCACUCUAAUCAAGUUCCCCAAGUGUGUGUAACUGACCCCAGGUUCUUCCAUAGCUUCAGUGAGACUGUUGUGGAUUUCGUAAGAGAUGGACGGUUUCUCCAAUCAUUCAAUGUUCGAGUCGCACCAUGCAUUAAAAAUAGCAUGCGGCUGCAAGAUGAAGAAGCCAUUCUUGAUAGCAAGUUGCCGGAGUUGGUGCAGAAGCAAUCAACUUAUGUGGAUGUACAUAUGAGGUGUUAUGCAGAGGAAAUUGCAAUUGCAUCACCGAUUACAGUUCCCCUUAACCGAACUGAGCGCCACGUGGAGAUCACGUGGACACAAUCAGCAAUUGAUGGUUUAUUUUACCUUCUAAGCGUCAGUAAGUCAAUAUCGGUGUCAUGUGACACUGUUAUCAACUAUUUUCCUAGCUGGAUCAAUUUUCACGAGCUGGAAGAAUGUGAGCUACGUUGGUGCCAUAAAAUGGAAGGAGUUGUAUAUGGCACUCAAGGCAUGAAAAAACUACGCAAUAUGCAUGUAUGUAAUCUCAAAAGUCUAGUUUGGUUCUGUUUAAAUUCUUGUGACUUCAGUACACUAGAGCACCUGCACUUGGAGGACUUCCCAAGAUUAGAGUGCGUGUUGCCAGACACAGCAACACUGCCAUGCCUCAAGACACUUGACAUCCUGUUCUGCUACGAACUCAAGACAAUUUUCAUCAACGAGAACACACUAGAGAAUACUUAUCAGCUCCCAAGCCUCCAAAGGAUACGUCUUCAGGAGCUGCCACUGCUCCAUCUCAUCCACUACACGGACGCCACCAUCACAGCACCUGUGUGGAAGGAGCUCCACAUCCGAGGGUGCUGGAGCCUCCGACACCUCCCGCUCCUACAAGGACACCAGCCGAAGAUAGUGAAGGUGAACGGCGAGAGGAGCUGGUGGAGCAAGCUCCACUGGGGCUCACCCCUGCACCGUGACAGCUACGACCCCAAGCUUCCACCGCAGUUUGCCUCCUUCGACGAGCAUGCCGAGAUGAGCAGCUACCUCAGAUGAACUGAUGUCAUCUCCAUCAACACAUCCAUCGAUCCAUCAACCAUUCAUUCACCACAGAAUACCUUCCUAAACAUUACCUUGUUCACAGUGUUCCACCAUAGGUACAUGCUAUAUAUAUUUCAACCACUCGGGUCCGCAAGAUGACACUUAUUAGCUCCAAAAGGUACAUUGGCUCAGGUAACUGUGCGUCCGACUGAAUCACCGUUUUGGAAAGGGUUGAUGAGAGUCAAGCCCCUCUUCUUUAACAGGGCAAAGAUCUUAGUCCGUGAUGAGGCUAAUACGAGGUUCUGGGAGGAUACGUGGCUUGGGGAUACACCCCUGGCACUUCGAUAUCCUACUUUGUACAACAUUGUUCAACGUCGAGAAGCUUACGUUGCAACAGUCUUACAGUCCACGCCUCUCAAUAUUAGC